AGAUCCGAUUUUGAUAGUAAAAUAUUUUUUGAACAAUAUUUUGGGUCUGUACAGACUCUGCUUGUCAUUUUUACCUUUAUGGGUAUGUGUGUGAUCAUGUGUUUCAUCAGUUUGUGUUAUCUUCCUGCUAUCUGAUGUAUUCACAUACAUAUCUACACACAUUUAUCUAUUUUUAUGCCUACAAAAACCAUGAUUUUGUUGAUAACCUUUAUCAAUCUUGGGGUUUUAGAUGACAUAGUCUAGCUACCACAACUCUCACCUUCUUUUAUGAAACAAAGGAACACGGCUAGUAGGCAAGAUUCUAUUCAGAUGGGAGAUAACAAUAGUGCACAGUAUGUGGGUAUUGAUGAAGUUCCUUCACCUAGGGCUGUUGGAAUAAACAAGGUGUCGCUUCUGCCCCUUGUUUUCCUGAUCUUCUAUGAAGUAUCAGGAGGGCCUUUUGGUGUUGAAGACAGUGUGAAAGCAGCUGGCCCUUUAUUGGCUCUCCUAGGUUUCUUAGUAUUUCCAUUCAUAUGGAGCGUUCCUGAAGCUUUAAUAACUGCUGAAAUGGGGACAAUGUUUCCGGAAAAUGGUGGCUAUGUGGUUUGGGUUUCAUCCGCUCUGGGUCCGUAUUGGGGUUUCCAGCAAGGUUGGAUGAAAUGGCUGAGCGGUGUUAUUGAUAAUGCUCUCUAUCCAGUUUUAUUUCUUGACUACUUAAAAUCAGGGAUCCCAGAUUUAGCUGAUGGUUUUCCGAGGAUUGCAGCAGUACUUGUUUUAACGGCAGUGCUUACCUACAUGAACUAUAGGGGUAUGACUAUAGUGGGUUGGGUUGCUGUUCUACUUGGUGUAUUUUCCAUUCUUCCUUUCGUAGUUAUGGGACUUGUGUCGAUUCCAAAGUUGGAGCCAUCAAGAUGGAUGGUAGUUGAUCUACACGACGUUGACUGGAAUUUGUAUUUGAACACUCUUUUCUGGAAUCUUAACUACUGGGACUCGAUAAGUACACUAGCUGGAGAGGUGCACAACCCAAAGAAGACUUUGCCAAAGGCUUUGUUGUAUGCUCUUAUUAUGGUGGUUCUUGGCUACUUCUUACCUCUACUGGCUGGCACUGGUGCUGUUCCACUACAACGUGACUUGUGGAGUGAUGGUUAUUUCUCAGAUAUUGCUAAAAUACUAGGUGGGGUAUGGUUGAGAUGGUGGGUGCAAGCAGCUGCUGCAAUGUCAAACAUGGGAAUGUUCGUGGCCGAGAUGAGCAGCGACUCAUUCCAACUCCUGGGUAUGGCAGAAAGGGGCAUGCUUCCCGAGUUUUUUGCCAAGAGAUCUCGAUAUGGAACUCCUUUGGUCGGUAUCUUGUUCUCUGCCUCUGGUGUGCUUUUGCUAUCUUGGAUGAGUUUUCAGGAGAUAGUUGCUGCAGAAAACUUUUUGUACUGUUUUGGGAUGAUUCUGGAGUUCAUAGCAUUCAUUCAGUUAAGAAUGAAGCACCCAGCUGCCUCUCGACCGUACAAGAUACCCUUGGGAACAGCUGGAUCCAUUCUUAUGUGUAUUCCUCCUACUGCUUUGAUCUGCGUAGUGUUGGCUCUUUCAUCUUUUAAAGUUUUUGUGGUAAGCAUGAUCGCUGUUAUUAUUGGGCUAGUUCUUCAGCCUUGCCUGAAGCACAUCGAGAAAAAGAGGUAUAUGAAAUUCUCAACGAGUUCUGAUCUCCCUGACAUCGACCAUAUAACAAAUGAGGGGACUCUACUGGGCUAGUCUGUUUCCGUGUUUUCCAAAAUUACAUGGUUUAAGAUGAAAAAGAGAGACAUACUGUUGUGCUAUAAGUUGCGGAUACAUAGUUGGUACACUCCUGAAUUGCUAGAAGAUUUUGCUACAUCAGGUAAAUGCUGUUCUGUAAUCUUGUAUAUCUAAAAGGAUCCACCGGUCAUGUAUGUCCAAAAGGUUGAUUAUGUUUUCGCCUCUUUUCGUGUAGCACUUAGAAACAUGUACGAUGAAACACCGUCUUUCGAAUUUCUAGAUGUAAACCCAGUCAGUGACUCUUUAAAUUAUAGGAGUAUAUUUUCCUAUGGAAAUGAGAUCUGUUGUGUCGGAUCGUUAACUCUA
Molecule: messenger RNA, 2070 nt
Organism: Daucus carota subsp. sativus
Lineage: Eukaryota; Viridiplantae; Streptophyta; Magnoliopsida; Apiales; Apiaceae
Product: probable polyamine transporter At1g31830
Exons: 2
Coding region: 268-1722 (484 amino acids)
Biological process (GO): transmembrane transport
Cellular component (GO): membrane
Molecular function (GO): transmembrane transporter activity
Source: RefSeq, a predicted model, not a curated record